Messenger RNA from Dipodomys ordii (Ord's kangaroo rat), 4368 nucleotides. RefSeq names its product epithelial splicing regulatory protein 2 (gene Esrp2). The record is from RefSeq and is a predicted model, not a curated record. Gene Ontology annotation, cellular component: nucleoplasm; ribonucleoprotein complex. The coding region runs from base 217 to 2373 and encodes 718 amino acids. The transcript has 15 exons. Gene Ontology annotation, biological process: regulation of RNA splicing. Gene Ontology annotation, molecular function: mRNA binding. Lineage: Eukaryota; Metazoa; Chordata; Mammalia; Rodentia; Heteromyidae.
GGCGGGCAGCCGCCCCGCCCCGCCGGACGCCCAGGGCGGGUCUCAGCAGCGCCCACAGCGCCAGCCCAGCCACAGGUGCCGCCCCCAACACACGGGGUCCCGCCCUGGCUCCUCCGCGUCCGCCGCGGGUCGGUGCGUGCGUGCGCCUCGUCGGUCCGCGCGCGCGCGCGAGUGUGUGUGUGCGUGUGUGGCCGAGCGCCCCCUUCCUCCGCGGCCAUGACUCCCCCGCCGCCGCCUCCGCCCCCGCCCCCGGGCCCAGACCCCGCGGUUGAUCCGGCCGCAGACCCCUAUUCCGGGCCCGGAUCUCUCGUCGUGCUGUUCGGGGCCACGGCCGGUGCGCUGGGGCCAGACCUGGGCUCCGACGAAACCGACUUAAUUCUCCUAGUUUGGCAAGUGGUGGAGCUGAGGAGCCGCCAGGUGGGGACGCUGCACAAGUCGCUGGUUCGCGCCGAGGCGACUGCCCUGAGCCCGCAGUGCCGCGAGGCGAGCGGGCUGAGUGCGGACAGCCUGGCGCAGGCCGAGUCCCUGGACAAGGUGCUGCAGCAGUUCUCACAGCUGGUGAGCGGGGAUGUGGCCCAGCUGGGCGGGGGCCCCUGCGCGCUCUGCACCGAUGGGCAGCAGCUGUUGCGACAAGUCCUGCACCCUGAGGCUUCCAGGAAGAACCUGGUGCUCCCCGAUAUCUUCUUCUCCUUCUACGACCUCCGCAGAGAGUUCCAUAUGCAGCACCCAAGCACCUGCUCGGCCAGGGACCUCACAGUGGCCACCAUGGCACAGGACUUGGGACUAGAGACAGAUGCUACAGAGGACGACUUUGGGGUCUGGGAAGUGAAGACAAUGGUAGCUGUCAUCCUCCACCUGCUUGAAGGGCCCAAUGGUCAUUUGUUCUUGAAACCCGAGGUGGUAAAGCAGAAAUAUGAGACAGGGCCCUGCAGCAAAGCAGACGUGGUGGACAGUGAGACUGUGGUACGGGCCCGUGGGUUGCCCUGGCAGUCAUCAGACCAGGAUGUGGCUCGCUUCUUCCAAGGGCUCAACAUUGCCAGGGGUGGUGUAGCACUCUGCCUCAAUGCCCAGGGCCGCAGAAACGGUGAGGCCCUCAUUCGCUUUGUGGACAGUGAACAGCGCGACCUGGCGCUGCAGAGACACAAACAUCACAUGGGCAUCCGCUAUAUUGAGGUAUAUAAAGCCACCGGAGAGGAGUUUGUAAAGAUUGCAGGAGGCACAUCACUAGAGGUGGCUCGUUUCCUGUCACGGGAAGACCAAGUGAUCCUGCGGCUGCGGGGACUGCCCUUCUCAGCUGGGCCGACUGAUGUGCUAGACUUCCUGGGGCCCCAGUGCCCAGUAACUGGAGGCACCGAGGGGCUGCUCUUCGUGCGCCACCCUGAUGGUAGGCCAACUGGUGACGCCUUUGCUCUUUUUGCUUGUGAGGAGCUGGCACAGGCUGCACUGCGUAAGCAUAAGGGCAUGCUGGGUAAGCGAUACAUCGAACUCUUCCGGAGCACUGCAGCUGAGGUGCAGCAGGUCCUAAACCGCUAUGCAUCCAGCCCACUCCUUCCCACACUUACUGCUCCGCUGCUGCCCAUCCCCUUUCCACUGGCAGUUGGCGCUGGAAGGGACUGUGUACGCCUUCGAGGCCUACCCUACGCAGCCACCAUCGAAGAUAUAUUGAGCUUUCUGGGGGAUGCAGCAGCUGAUAUACGGCCUCAUGGUGUGCACAUGGUACUCAACCAACAGGGCCGGCCAAGUGGCGACGCCUUCAUCCAGAUGAUGUCAGCAGAGCGUGCCCUAGCUGCUGCUCAGCGUUGCCACAAGAAGGUGAUGAAGGAACGCUAUGUGGAGGUUGUCCCCUGCUCCACUGAGGAAAUGAGCCGCGUGCUGAUGGGGGGCACCUUGGGCCGCAGUGGCAUGUCCCCUCCACCCUGCAAACUGCCCUGCCUCUCGCCACCCACCUACGCCGCCUUCCAGGCCACCCCAGCCCUCAUUCCCACUGAGACGGCAGCUCUGUAUUCCUCUUCGGCACUGCUCCCAGGUGCCAGGGUGCCUGCUGCCCCCACUCCUGUUGCCUACUACCCAGGACCAGCCACUCAACUCUACAUGAACUAUACAGCCUACUACCCCAGCCCUCCAGUGUCCCCUACAACUGUGGGCUACCUUGCCACGUCCCCUGCUGCUCUGGCCUCUACUCCCACAUCAGUGUUGUCUCAGCCAGGAGCCCUGGUCCGUAUGCAGGGCGUCCCAUACACAGCUGGUAUGAAGGAUCUGCUCAGUGUCUUCCAGGCCUACCAGCUGGCCCCUGAUGACUACGCCACUCUGAUGCCUGUUGGUGAUCCACCUCGCACUGUUUUACAAACCCCCAAGGAGUGGGUGUGUUUGUAGGAGGAAGCCAGUAAAUAGAGUUAGCUGAUCUCCACAGCUAAUAUGCUCUCCUGGGCGUCCUCAGCCAGAUGGCUUCCAUCUAGCUUGUCAAAGCUCUCAGAUGGCAUCCUGAGAAGCUCAAGCCCAGAUCCAUCUUCCAUAUAUUUCUCUACCUAUUCAUCCAAGAUGAUGGCUGAGGGUAAAAUGGGACUGUCCUGUUUCCAGUGGUAUGCCGAGGCCUCCUGACAGGCCUGUGCCCGCACAUACUGUGCGACUAAUUGGUACGCUACAGGCUUGUGCUUUUUAAAAUCUAAGCCCUCGUAACCUUCAUAUAAGACUAAUGGGAGGGCCAAAGGUCCGUUUGAGCCUCCUGAGUAGAGAUCUCAAUGCUCUCUUACUCCACCUCCCCUCCUGUGAGGGCAGUGAAGAUGAGAGGGGCAGUCCUUGCCCUCAGGAUACUUGGAUGCUAGGAACCACCAUGUGCCAGGGGUGGUGGCCCCCAUCUAGGAAUGCUAGCCCCACUCCAGCUACACACAAGGAACGUAGAGGGCAAAAUCCCAACCUAUUCUGGACUGCGCUGCACUGUCUUCAGAGAACACUAGGGGGCAGGAGCCCCUUUCCAGACAAAAAAAUCAGGCAUGGAUUUUAAAAGGGACUGUCUGACAACUUUUUUGCAACACCUUUGGAAGGUCAGUUGUCCAGUGCCAAGCAAACAUGAUGGCCUGUCCUUUGCACCCACUAACAAGUGCAGUACUGAAGCCUCAAGGAACUUGGAACCGUGUCCUCUCUGUAAAAUGAACAAAAGUUCCUGACCCAAUGGACUUUAAAAGCUGCAGCGCCCUAAGCUUUGGCCUGAGAGUGAAAGGCUCCACACCAACCUCAAGCAGAGAAAAACUCAGACUGCAAGAGGACUGUCAAUCUGUCACCAUUUAUUAUUUCAGCACUAAAACUGAGGAGGAGCCUGAACUAGUGGCUCCUCUUCCCUUUAUAUUUGUGGUAAGGAGCACUGCACUCCUAUAAAAGGUUUUAAAAUACAAAAUGUACAAGAAAACACAAUCCCAAGUGCUGUAAACGUAACUGAGAACCAGUUUCUUUACUAAACAUCCAUUUUAUAAAACGCAAAGUUUCAGUUUACACCCAUCUUGAGUCAUAAAGGUAAGCCAACCAUCUUUUUUGAAUAUAACGAAUAGCCUCACAAAGCCAGGCCCAGCAGAGAGCUGUUGACAGUGACUAGCCUGGGGGUUGGAGGGUGUGGGCGGUACCCUGGGAAGCAGCACCACAAGUGAACCCAAGGCAUCUCUUCCUUACAAAGCUGGUUUCAUCCAUGUUUCUCUUAUAUAUCAAGUAAGCAGAAUGGCUGCUUGUUCUAUUCCUUAGCCCAAGAUUUAGCACAGGUUUGAGAGGGCUGUGUGCCCACUCACUCAAUGCUGCUACUAGAAAUCAAUUUGCAUAGUCCAAUGGAUGUGUGCUUUAUAACCAUUAAGUUGCACAAAAAAUUCAAAGUCUUUAUCUACAAAGCCAAAAAAUAUUCUUACACAAAAGCUUUUACAAAGCGGAUAUAAAACUGCUUACAUAGUAGACAAAGCUCUACUUUAACUUUUGUUUUAAAUAGGAAAGCAUUUCUAGUGCUACAGGCAUCAAGGUAUUUAAAAGGCAUCAAAAUUUGGUGCAUAGCAACGCUGGAUCACAGAGGCUUUUAUUCUUGAGGGGAGCAAAGCAGCCCCCAAAGGAUGAGACAAGUACUCUAGAGCCCCAGGAAAAGAGGGUAGAAACAAGUCUGGUCAUGUUUCUGGAACUUUAACUCGGAGGCUAACCCUCUAUCCUUCAAAGAAAGCUGUGGGAUUCCAACCACAGGCCCUGAAGCAUUAUCUUAUAUCCAUACCAACACAAACUUACUUUCAAAGAAAAAUUAAAACACCUAGCUCCAAGAGAGUCCGGAGUAAUGUAUUGAAGGAUAGAUUGUUCUCUAGAUUGUUUUAGGGAAGAAAUCCAAAUCAUGACAAAACAACAAAAAAA